Pteropus alecto (black flying fox) is the source of this 1377-nucleotide messenger RNA. RefSeq names its product solute carrier family 9 member B1 (gene SLC9B1). Gene Ontology annotation, biological process: proton transmembrane transport. The transcript has 10 exons. The coding region runs from base 1 to 1377 and encodes 458 amino acids. The record is from RefSeq and is a predicted model, not a curated record. Gene Ontology annotation, molecular function: antiporter activity. Gene Ontology annotation, cellular component: membrane. NCBI's taxonomy places the organism in Eukaryota, Metazoa, Chordata, Mammalia, Chiroptera, Pteropodidae.
AUGGUUUUAAUCAAUUCUGUUUUUGUUGUUGUUGUUUUUUCAGGAGUUUUGCUUAUAAUGGUAUGGUGUGUCAUCUGGUCAGUCGCAGGCCCUGACAGUCUCCCUGGUGGAAGUUUAUUUGGACUGUUAGUUAUCUUUUAUAGUGCCGUAAUUGGGGGGAAAAUUUUGCAAUUCAUUAGAAUACCUUCAGUGCCUCAACUUCCACCUCUUCUUGGGAUGUUACUGGCUGGUUUUACCAUCAGGAAUAUUCCAUUCUUCAGUGAGCGUGUCAAUAUUAGUAACACAUGGUCUUCAACUUUAAGAAACACUGCCCUUACCAUUAUCCUAAUACGAGCUGGGCUUGGACUCGAUCCACAGGCUCUGAAGCAAUUGAAAAAUGUUUGUUUAAGAUUAUCUAUGGGUCCAUGCCUUAUGGAGGCAUGUUCAGUUGCUGUUAUUUCCCACUUCCUUUUGAAUUUCCCCUGGCAAUGGGGAUUUCUAUUAGGUUUUGUACUAGGUGCUGUCUCUCCUGCUGUUGUUGUCCCUUCCAUGCUACUUUUGCAGGACAAGGGGUAUGGUAUUGAGAAAGGCAUUCCAACCUUACUAAUAGCUGCUAGCAGUUUUGAUGACAUCCUGGCUAUCACUGGAUUCAAUACAUGUUUGGGCGUAGUCUUCUCCUCAGGAAGUAUGCUUCAUAAUGUCCUAACCUCUCUUCGGGAUGUAUUUAUUGGUGUGCUGGUAGGAAUUCUUUUGGGAAUUUUUGUUCGAUAUUUUCCAAGUAAAGAUCAGAGAAAUCUUCCAUUGAAGAGAGCAUUACUUGUUUUGAGUUUGUGUGUUUCUGCUGUCUUAGGCAGCCAGCGUAUUGGUAUGCACGGAGCUGGAGGGUUAUGCACACUAAUGACGUCUUUCAUUGGAGGAAAGAAGUGGUCCAAAGAUAAGAUUAAAGUCCAAAAAAUUAUUACAACUGCAUGGAAUAUUUUUCAACCUCUUCUUUUUGGUUUGGUUGGAUUAGAAGUAUCUGUUGCAGCUCUUAAAUCAAAUGCUAUUGGCAUUUUUGUUGCUGCCUUGAGUUUGGCAUUAUUGAUUCGAAUUUCUUUUACAUUUUUAUUGAUGUGUUUUUCCGGUUUUAGUUUUAAGGAGAAACUAUUUAUUGCUCUAGCAUGGAUGCCCAAAGCUACAGUCCAGGCUGUAUUAGGUCCUCUGGCUCUAGAAACAGCAAGACUCACAGCACCCCACUUGGAACCAUAUUCGAAGGAUGUGAUGACCCUAGCAUUUUUAGCCAUCUUGAUCACAGCUCCAAAUGGAGCUCUAAUUAUUGGCAUACUGGGGCCCAAAGUACUUACACGCCAUGAUCCAAGCAAAAUAAAAUUGGAAUUGACAGGAAUAAACUUGCAUUAA